Molecule: messenger RNA, 1331 nt
Organism: Callorhinus ursinus (northern fur seal)
Lineage: Eukaryota; Metazoa; Chordata; Mammalia; Carnivora; Otariidae
Product: centrin-4
Cellular component (GO): myosin II complex
Molecular function (GO): calcium ion binding
Source: RefSeq, a predicted model, not a curated record
CCUGAGAGUGGCUAGAGCUGCCUUAGCAACGGUUUCUGAACUGUGUAGACUGCAGUUGGGCUGCGCGGCUGGCGCCUGAGACCCGGAGGUCCCAGCUGAGGGCACCGGUUGGUGACAUGGCAUCCAACUACUGCACAGGUUCAGACCAAGGGAAGAAAAGAGCAGCAAAACUUGAACUGAAUGAAACCCAAAAGCAAGAAAUUAAAGAGGCCUUUGAUUUAUUUGAUGUUGAUGGGUCUGGAACCAUAGAUGUGAAAGAACUGAAGAUUGCAAUGCAAGCCUUAGGAUUUGAACCAAAGAAAGAAGAAAUUAAAAAAAUGAUAGCUGAAAUCAACAAAGAAGGAAUUGGCACCAUUACUUUUGAAGAUUUUUUUGCCAUAAUGAGUGUAAAAAUGAGUGAAAAAGAUGAAAAAGAAGAAAUAUUGAAGGCUUUCAAAUUAUUUGAUGAUGAUGAUACUGGAAGCAUAACACUAAACAAUAUCAAGAGGGUUGCUAAAGAACUGGGGGAAAAUUUAACAGAUGAUGAGCUUCAGGAAAUGCUUGAUGAAGCUGAUCGUGACAGGGAUGGAGAAAUAAAUGAGGAAGAAUUUUUGAGAAUGAUGAAAAAGACCACUCUUUAUUAAUACUUUUUUUAUUCCUUCUGGAAAGUUGUUAACAACUUUGUAUUUGCUACACAGUUCCAUCAUAUCUGAAUGUAUUUUCAAUUUUUAGCUUAUAUGCACAAAUUGGUCUCUUGAUGUUUAAUCCAUGUGAGAGAUUACAUGUUUCUACCAAUAUGUUGUUAAAUCUGCAGCAUCAAGAAACAAAGGAAAUGUAACGAUUUCUGUGAACCAUGGAUCCCAAACCAGUAUUAAUUCCAACUGCUACUUUUAAAGCUCCAGGGUCUGAAGACUUAGAAUUUUUUUAAGUUUAAUGAAAUUGACCCCACAUCCAAAUGAAUUUGGCAAAAAAGCAAUUAGUUUCCCUAUUAUUUUCUUUUUGUGCAACUCUUUAAAACUGAUAAAUAUUUGCUUUUUAAUCAGUUACUCAGAUAUGUAAAGUAUUAAAUAAAAUUUCCUAGCAACUGCAUUAUUUGCUAGUUUUCUUCUUAUAAAGAAAUGCAAAGCAGUAUUUGUACUACCUAGACUUUCCUGUAAGUUUGACCCUGCAAGUGAGUUUUUAAUACCUCUGCAAGGGAAGUGCUAGGGAUUUUACAUAUGUUAUCUCAAUGGUACAAUUUGGGGAAGCUGGUAGUAUUAGCUCCAUUUUACUACAUAUGAGGAAACUAAAGUUCAGAGAACUUAAAAAUUGCUCAAUUGUUCAUAGAUAAUAAAUAAAACAUAGAUUCUAAA